This is a messenger RNA of Pomacea canaliculata, 668 nucleotides long. Its product is annotated as putative eggshell protein. Bases 73 to 567 code for a protein of 164 amino acids. Lineage: Eukaryota; Metazoa; Mollusca; Gastropoda; Architaenioglossa; Ampullariidae. The record is from RefSeq and is a predicted model, not a curated record. The transcript has 3 exons.
ACGAAAGCUAACAUCUACAGAAGGAAUCUGAGCCAUACACAUCGGAGAGCUUGAGACAGUUCAUCAUCCAUAAUGUUGUCUGCCGCUUGUGUCUUGUUAUGUUGCCUGCUGCACUUCGCCUUCGCUCAAGUGCCCUACCUCACUUUGAAGUACGAUUACCAGCCCAAUGGCUAUGACUACAAAACCCCUGAUGGCUAUGGUUACAACAGCGAUGGCUACAAGAAAGAUGGAUACUAUAGCGGGUACCUGCCAAAGAUGGAUUACAAGAAGGACGGAUAUUACAACUAUUAUCUUCCAAAGAUGGAUUACAAGAAGGACGGAUAUUACAACUAUUAUCUUCCAAAGAUGGAUUACAAGAAGGACGGAUAUUACAACUAUUAUCUUCCAAUGACGGAUUACAAGAAGGACGGAUAUUACAGCUAUUAUCUUCCAAAGAAUGAUUACAAGAAAGACGGGUACUAUAACACGUAUCCACAGAAGUAUGAUUACAAACCCAAGUAUGACUACAAUCCACCUAAAAAAGAUGGCUUUCCUCCCAAAUACGGUGGUUAUCUCCCGCUAUACUAAAGAGACGCCAUUUACCUGUCAGUGUACUACACCAAGUGUCAUUCUUUUGUUGGUAGACACGAAACAUUGUUGUAAUUAAUAAAUAAUUUUCAAAUCUCAAA